GAGAGAGGGGGAAAAGAAGAAAAGUGAUUAAAUGAAUGUUUGCUCCAAUUACCAUUAUUUUUUGUGAAGGAAAGAAAUUGCAUCGGUGUGAAACCUAAAUCGUAUGCUAGAAAAAUCUUCAUAUUACAAUAACCACUCUGACCAGAAUUAGUUGAAUGUCGCAUUUUUUAUUCCUUCCUUUUUAAAAUAUAUUUUAGAAAAAAUUUAAAAAAGGAGGAGAAGGAGAGUCAAAAUUUAUAUGAUUAUAUAAUUUUUAAACACGAUUAUGAUUAUGAUAUGAGAAGACAUAGAGAGAUAUAAGAUCUACUUUAUCAAAGAUUAUGAUGUGAACCAAAAAAAGAAAAAAAAAAUGGUAGUAAUUAAAGAUAAAAAGUCAUGGUGUAGCUGAAUUUAGGAUGGAAUGCCAAGUCCAAGACACAGAAUUUGAUGGAAAUUCUAAACCUUUUUCCUGGGAGUUGAUUCAAGGCUUCAAUAAUUUUCUGAAAAAUUUAAUGCUUUGAAUGGAAUUCAAACUCAAGCGUGUUUGAAUAUUUCCAAUUCCUUUUGGCUGAAGUAUACCAACUCCCCUAUUUAUAUUCUUCCAUACAAGGAGGCAACUAACUUAUUCCUCUACCUUUCAUUUCUUUCCUAUUUCAUCGCUAAAACCAGAAUGGCAGAUACAUUGACAGAAGAUCAAAUUUCUGAGUUUCGUGAAGCCUUUUGCUUGAUCGAUAAAGAUUCAGAUGGGUUCAUUACCAUGGGAGAGUUGGCAGCAGUGAUCCAAACAUUAGAUGUAAACCCUACAAAAGAAGUUCAAGGCAUGUUCAGUGAGGCUAAUGUUGAAGGAAAUGGGACGACCAUCGAUUUCAAAGAUUUCUUAAAUAUUAUGGCAAGUAAAAUGAAGGAAAACUUGAUGGAUGAACUACAAGAAGCUUUCAAAGUAUUUGACAGAGAUGAAGAUGGAUUCAUAUCAGCAAACGAGUUGAGACAAGUGAUGAUGAAUCUGGGAGAAAGAUUAACAAUGGAAGAAGCAGAGCAGAUGAUAAGAGAAGCCGACGUGGAUGGAGAUGGAGUAGUCAGCUAUGAGGAGUUUGCAAGGAUGAUGAUGAUGGCCUUCUAAAUACCUCUAACUCAUUUUCCAGUUAUUCUUUUAACUUUUUUUUUUUUUUUGGUUGGAGAAUGGAAUUAUUUCUCCUAUAUCCUCAGCUUGUACCAUACUGCAAAUAACUAUCCUUUUUUUUAUCUUUCGAUAUUCCAUGGUCUCAUUGUAUCUGAUUAAAUUUAAAUUUACGUUAAAUUAAACCUUUAAAUGAAGUCAAGUUUUUUUAA
Molecule: messenger RNA, 1308 nt
Organism: Gossypium arboreum
Lineage: Eukaryota; Viridiplantae; Streptophyta; Magnoliopsida; Malvales; Malvaceae
Product: calmodulin-like
Exons: 4
Coding region: 650-1099 (149 amino acids)
Molecular function (GO): calcium ion binding; enzyme regulator activity
Source: RefSeq, a predicted model, not a curated record